AUGCCAAAUGCUGCAGUUUGUGAUAAGGCACGAUCACCAUUUGUAGGGCUGGACGAGGAAAACCUACGAGAGGAUGAGCGUUUAUUAGUGAGAGACUGGUGUGCGCCAUCUGGGAAGCGGAUUGCAGUGCCUGUUCGUAUCGAGCCCAAGGUGUAUUUCGCAAACGAGCGCACGUUCUUGAAAUGGGUGAGCUUUGCGGUGCUGAUCGGCACUAUCGCUACUACGUUAUUGAACUUCGUACCUGCAUGUGAUCCACGGGGCCUGAUUAGCGCUGCGCUAUUCACUCUGGCUGCGCUGCUCGCGAUCGCCUAUUCAGCGAUCAUCUUCGUGUAUCGAGCGCUUCGUCUGCGUGCACGAUCGACAGAAGGGCUUUAUUAUGACAAGUACGGACCGACUAUUCUUUGCUUUGUGCUGUUGGCUGCGCUGGGGACCAACAUUGGGUUGAGGGUGGCGGAUAUGUGA
Suillus discolor is the source of this 462-nucleotide messenger RNA. RefSeq lists its product as uncharacterized. NCBI's taxonomy places the organism in Eukaryota, Fungi, Basidiomycota, Agaricomycetes, Boletales, Suillaceae. The transcript has 2 exons. Gene Ontology annotation, cellular component: vacuolar transporter chaperone complex; fungal-type vacuole membrane. The coding region runs from base 1 to 462 and encodes 153 amino acids. The record is from RefSeq and is a predicted model, not a curated record.